CGAGUGUUCUCUUCGCCGGGUGCCCCUGGUGCGCGCCAGCCGCGGUGGAGUCGUCCGGCUGCACGGCUGGCGUUUGCUUUUCGAGGCCCGAGCCCGAAGUGAGUCAGUCAGUCAAGCGUCGACCAUCGAAGGGAUCGGUCGCUCGUUCCCUCUCCGAAGCCAGACACGAUCCUCUCGGUGAAACGAUCGUUGCUCGCUCGUGCGAUCCGUUAUGAAUCUGUCGUCGAUCGCGAGCAGGACGACACGCGUCUCGUGACAAAUUCGGAGUUCCACCGCAAAGAAUCGCGCGCGCGCCAAGUUCGAUGGGGUUUGACCGCGACUCGCAUUGAUCAUUCGCGAUCCAAGAACAGUUCCCGUCUCGUCAACGUGACCAGAGGAUCGGCGGAUCGCCGAGGUUUCCCCGUAAAAAACAGUGCGUGCGAUUGUCCAAGAAGAUGCUGUCCAGAGACUUGUUGACUUUCGCGACCAUGGUGUCCAGCCUGUCCAUGGCGAUCGGUGCUUCCGUGGAUCUCGACUACGACGUGCUCGGCGACAACGAUGGGAAAUCCGAUGACAAUGAUUCUCGGGACGUGCGGGAGGUGACGUGUUACUGCAAUCAGCCGGAAUGCGUGCCCCAAGGAUACAUGUGUCGCGGCAGGGGCUGCUUCACCGAGCUGCCGUCGAACGCGAAUCCUUCGCUUCUGAGAGCCAGCCACGACACCAAUGGCGGCUGCCUCGACGAGAGCUUCAAGGAGCGCCGGUGUCCCAAGGGAUACCUCUGUUGCGAGCAGGAUCUCUGCAACCACGUCGACAGCCCCGCGAUGAGAAACAGGAUCAACAAGACCCUCCAAGUGUUGGUCGGCGGCGACCAGCGACCUUUCCUGAGCCCGGUGCAGCCGAUCAAUCACGGGGGUCAGUCGACGGACGGCUGGUUCAAGACUGCGACGAUCGCGGUGCCGAUUUGUGGCGUAAUCGUUCUGCUGAUACUGGCCAGCCUGGCGAUGCGAUUGUUGCAGCCUGUGCCGACGCAGAACGACAAACUGGGGCCGCAUCGGAUGCCGGACAACGGGCCCCCGUUGCUUGGACCACCGAAAGUGCCUCUCGUCUGAAACCGGCGAUUUCCAAAGACGUUCUUGAGUGUUCCAACGGACGAACAUAGUUAAAGACUAUAUUCUAUAGGAAGCUAGCGGGCUAACGAUGGCUCCACUUGGCUGUGAAUUUUGUGAAACAAACGAAACAAUGAGAAAACAAGCGACUGCUGUAAAUUAUAACACUGCGUGUUGUGCGCCGAUCACUGGCGACGAUAUCUCGUCGGAUGAUCGACUGGAGUAGAAGAAGGCCCAUAAUAGGGGCCUCCCUCUGUACAUGAUUCGUGUAACGGAGACAACGGAGACGCAUGAUAUCGCCUUAUAUUGUAGCAAUGUAAAUAGAUUGUGUAUUUUCUAUCGUAUUAGAGAUGGUAACGUUUACUUAGGCGGCGUGAACUUGCGAUCGGUGCUUCGAGGCGGAAGGAGUUGCCGAUUAUUUCCGGCUGGGAAACGCGGAACGAACGAAGAACAAUAAAAGUCUGAUGUCUGUCUCGUUUUCUUUCCUUUCCUCUUUCUUUAUGAUUUUCCUGACCACGAUCGACCGGCACGGGUGCUAACUAUUCUAUCUGGUUCCGUCAAAGGCAACAAAGCCACGCCUACAUCCGGAGGCGACAGCUUUACCAACCGCGCGUUAGAGAGCAUCUUCCACCGGAAAAUGAUCCUAGUACACCAUGUACUUGUCACACAUUAAUCGUAUUCCAUAUAAACAUUACUGUAUUGUGAUAAUCUAGCGUAACCGAGCGCCAAUACUUGUUUCGCAACGCGUGUUUUACUCACGACGGGGAAUGAUGAUGAUGAUGAUGAUGAAUGACGAUGAUGGUGAUGAUGAUGAUGAUGAUGAUGAUAAUGAUGAAUAUCGAUGCGUAAAUCGAUCGACUUGAAAUACAUUGAAACGAUUUUUUCAGUAA
Megalopta genalis is the source of this 1975-nucleotide messenger RNA. RefSeq names its product BMP and activin membrane-bound inhibitor homolog. NCBI's taxonomy places the organism in Eukaryota, Metazoa, Arthropoda, Insecta, Hymenoptera, Halictidae. The record is from RefSeq and is a predicted model, not a curated record.